Messenger RNA from Phycomyces blakesleeanus NRRL 1555(-), 459 nucleotides. RefSeq lists its product as hypothetical. Gene Ontology annotation, cellular component: U4/U6 x U5 tri-snRNP complex; U5 snRNP; spliceosomal complex. The record is from RefSeq and is a predicted model, not a curated record. The transcript is spliced from 3 exons. Gene Ontology annotation, biological process: mRNA splicing, via spliceosome. NCBI's taxonomy places the organism in Eukaryota, Fungi, Mucoromycota, Mucoromycetes, Mucorales, Phycomycetaceae. Bases 1 to 459 code for a protein of 152 amino acids.
AUGGUAAAUAAGUUGAAGCACACAGACUGUGAUCCAAUAAAACUCAAAUGGGAUUCUCUAGGAUGGCAAGUAGAUCAAGCAAUCCUUUCAGAGGAGGAUCGCGUAGUGAUUAUUCGCUUUGGUCACGAUUGGGAUCCUACAUGUAUGAAGAUGGAUGAGAUUCUGUACAGCAUUGCAGAGAAAGUCAAGAACUUUGCUGUUGUUUAUCUGGUUGAUAUUACCGAGGUUCCAGAUUUUAACAAGAUGUAUGAAUUAUAUGAUCCCUGCACAACCAUGUUCUUCUUCCGUAACAAACACAUCAUGGUUGAUCUGGGUACUGGUAACAAUAACAAGAUCAACUGGGCCCUUGAUGACAAGCAAGAAAUGAUUGAUUUGGUUGAGACUGUGUACCGUGGAGCACGAAAAGGUCGGGGUUUGGUGGUGUCUCUCAAGGAUUACUCUACAAAAUACAAGUAUUAA